Molecule: messenger RNA, 1694 nt
Organism: Salarias fasciatus (jewelled blenny)
Lineage: Eukaryota; Metazoa; Chordata; Actinopteri; Blenniiformes; Blenniidae
Gene: pfn2a
Product: profilin 2a
Exons: 3
Coding region: 244-663 (139 amino acids)
Biological process (GO): actin cytoskeleton organization; positive regulation of actin filament bundle assembly; regulation of actin filament polymerization
Cellular component (GO): cytoplasm
Molecular function (GO): actin binding
Source: RefSeq, a predicted model, not a curated record
UCAUUGUGCGGAGGGAUCUGAUACGGACUACACCCAGCCGCCGCUGCCGCCGCCGCGCCGCUCUGCCCUGGCUUUCUUUGCUGCCCCAGCCUUCGCGUUGGUGAACGUCGAAGUGUGGGUUGGAUCCGAGAGUCUCGAUUCUCCUCCGGGCCAUUUUCUUUCCUCUCCGACACUCGCCUUGUUUGGCAACCUUUCUUUCCAGAGCUGUUUGAAUUCCAUUUAGGGCCAGAUUUUUUGUGAAAAAUGUCUUGGCAAAGCUACGUGGAUAACCUGAUGGCCGAUGGCAGCUGUCAGGAUAGCGCCAUUGUUGGGUAUACGGACGCCAAGUAUGUUUGGGCUGGACAUGCCGGCGGCACAUUCAACAAUAUCACGGCUCAGGAGAUAGAUGUCCUAAUCGGGAAGGACCGUGAGUCCUUUUACACCUCUGGUCUCACCCUGGGUGCAAAGAAGUGCUCGGUGCUCAGAGACAGCCUGCACAGCGAUGGAGACUGGACAAUGGACAUCAGGACGAAAAGCCAAGACGGAGAGCCAACAUACAAUGUAACUGUGGGAAAAGCUGGAAAAGUUUUGGUUCUUGUAAUGGGCAAAGAAGGAGUCCAUGGAGGUGGAUUGAAUAAGAAGGCUUUCGCAAUGGCAAAAUACUUGAGGGAAUCAGGGUUUUAAUGUUUUCAAGCUCACUUAGAUAAAAUUGAGGGACAAAAAGAAGAGAAAAGAAGUAUUGCUGUUAAGAUUUCACCUGCAGUCAAAUGUUUUGGAAACUUUUAAUAGCAAUGAAGAGUGGUAAGAUACUGUCACCUUUCUUCUCCCCUUGUCCUGUAGGGGGGGAAACUCUUCAAUUUUGUUAAUUUCUCUUUUUUUCCUUGUGUGCUCCAGUAUUGGUUUUAGUCCUGGGAACAGCGGGUGGUCCAUGGUGGAGUUACCAACACGAACGUUUAUUCAUUGGUUGACUGCCUGAGGAAAUCUAAAUAUUGAGCAACAUCUCCACCCAUUCGUCAACUUAGCAGCCCACUCCCCUCUGUAUUGUGUUCACACUACUUUCACAAUUUGGUGACAUACAAUGUUAAGUCCUUCCCAGUCAACUUUUAUACACAGGCCUUUUGUUUGUUUAACCCCCCCACUCCCCUCACAAUUUUUUUUUUUUUUUGUAUUAAAUCCUCCCCACUUCAACAUUGUACUUAUGUUUUGGCACUACAAUAAUGGCAUGUUCAUUUAAAUGUUAAUUAACCAAAAGUGUGCAAAAAAUGAUCGCAAAGUGUAAUAAAAAAAAAUGUUAAAGAAAUUCGGACUCUCUUUGUAUAACAUUCACUUAGCGAGUGGCUGGUGAUCAGGAAGUACACGUCUAAAGGUGACCACAGUUUGCAUCCGUUAUGCUUUCUGAGCAUGACUAAAAGAUGCUGGAUUCAUUUAUUCUUUUUUUUUUUUUUUUUUUACCCCCCCCUUCCCUAAACCAGCAUGUGGGCAUUUUAAAGUUGCAUGCAUACCAUCAUUAGCAUUCAGACCCCAGCCCUGUUCCCCGCUCUGUCCUAUUGUGAUAUUCCAGCCAAAACCAUCUUCACAUCUGCCUCCAUCUUCCAAGUCCUCCAGCCUCCAUUUAGAUUAAAAGAAGGAAAAAAGAAAAAAAAAAAAAAAAAGCUGACGGAGUCCUGUUUGUAUCCCGACUCAUCACCCUGAAGCACAGCUCAUUCUCCCCUCCA